AUGUACGCGAAAGCGGCGGUCGACCCCUGCCUUGCCUUCGCGGAGCCCGUGAUGAGGCACAUGAACGACGACCACGAGGAGUCCAUCAAGGGCUACGUGCAGUACAUCGUCGGCACCGGCCCUGUCGAGAGCGCCAAGAUGAAGCGGCUGGACCGUCUGGGCUUCGAUGUGCGCGUGAAGGACAAGGCUGGCGGAGAAGGCGUGCUGCGGGUGCCCUUCCCCGAGCCCGUGACGGAGCGGUCCAAGAUCAAGGCGGAGUUGAGCUCCCCGACCAGCAGGGAGUUGCGUUCCUUGGUGAUCUGGCGUGACAGCUGCCUGAGCCUGAACGUGAUCCUCGCCAGCCUGACAGUCAUGGCAGGGGCGAGCGACAUGAACACAUGGAGACUUUUUCGUUUUGGCCUUUUAAUGGAGCUCCUGUGGGGCUUGACAGGCGCCGUGUGGGCGCGCUCGCGGGCGCGGGUGCUGCGGCGGCCGCUGGGCUGUACGCAGGCGGAGCAGCCGUCGGCUUCGCGCCCGCCCUCACGCGCGGCGCCGCGGCACCCCCGCAGGCCGCGCCGCGCGAUGCCGACACGCCCGUCCAGUCGGACCAGGCACGCCGACGAGCACGAGACUGCGAGGGCAGGCGCCUCUGCGGCGGUGGCCCUGCUCGGCAUGGCCGGCGCGCACCGCGCAGCCAAGGGCACCCGCAACGCCUCGGCCACCGUGACCCGAGCAGCACCGAAAGGGGCGGUGCUGGACAUCUCCACGCAGCUCGGCGCGUGCCCGCCGCUUGGCUUCUGGGACCCCCUGGGCCUGUCCAAGUACCCUGACCCGGCCGUGGCUGCGACUCAGUUCAGGCGUCGCCGCAUCAUCGAGAUCCAGCACGGCCGCGUGGCCAUGUUCGCGUGCAUUGGGUACAUCGUGCCCGAGUACUUCAGGUGGCCUGGAUUCAUCUCGCCCUCUGAGAAGCUUGCGUUCGCAGACAUCCCGAACGGGUUCGGGGCCAUCUACGCGAUCCCACUCGUCGGCUGGACCCAGAUCAUUGCGCUCGCGGGCAUCCUGGAGGUGAAUUUCUUGAGCAGCGAGCCCAAGGAGUACCCUGGCGACUACGACGGCUUCGGUGCCCUGGGCCUCCCGGGCGGCGCCAGCAUUGCGGACAAGGAGACCAAGAAGAAGAAGCUGCUCGCCGAGAUCAACAACGGCAGGCUCGCCAUGAUGGCCAUCAUCGGCAUGUUCUUCCAGAACGGCCUGACCGGCCAGGCCUGGGGCGACUGGUCUCUGUACGCGGACUCGCCGCUGCGUGCGGCGAAGGGUCCUGUGAUUGACAUCUCCACGCAGCUCGGCGCGUGCCCGCCGCUUGGCUUCUGGGACCCCCUGGGCCUGUCCAAGUACCCUGACCCGGCCGUGGCUGCGACUCAGUUCAGGCGUCGCCGCAUCAUCGAGAUCCAGCACGGCCGCGUGGCCAUGUUCGCGUGCAUUGGGUACAUCGUGCCCGAGUACUUCAGGUGGCCUGGAUUCAUCUCGCCCUCUGAGAAGCUUGCGUUCGCAGACAUUCCGAACGGGUUCGGGGCCAUCUACGCGAUCCCACUCGUCGGCUGGACCCAGAUCAUUGCGCUCGCGGGCAUCCUGGAGGUGAAUUUCUUGAGCAGCGAGCCCAAGGAGUACCCUGGCGACUACGACGGCUUCGGUGCCCUGGGCCUCCCGGGCGGCGCCAGCAUUGCGGACAAGGACAACAGGGAGAGAAAGUUGCUGGCCGAGAUCAACAACGGCAGGCUCGCAAUGAUGGCUAUUAUCGGCAUGUUCUUCCAGAACGGCCUCACUGGCCAGGCCUGGGGUGACUGGUCUCUGUACGCGGACUCGCCGCUGCGCUGAGUCGGACGCAUGUGAAGGACUACCUCUCCUCGCCCGCGUGGGUUGGGGGCGGAGCCUCGCCUUCCAGAUCUUUGCAGGAAUCGCAGCAUCUCUCCAGAACUGUCACACACUGUGAGUCUUGUGUCCUCGUCUGUAGUGUCUGGAGUGCAGGGGUGAUUCGGAGAAGCAUCUCAUGAGGUGCACUUGCAGGUUCCUGCUUAGGUGGAUCGCGGGGUGCGUGGGCAGUUCAGUUGCGCCUCUUUUGGUAAAUUCAGGAGGUCGGCUCACCUCGACCUGUCGAGAUUCGCUGUCCUGCGUGCGUAGCUGCUCUUCAGCUCCCGUCGUGUUAGCUGGCUGGCGGUAGUGCCCUGUUGCGAUUUCAAGACGGUUGCACGAGCAUGGUGCCCGAGAAGAGGCCUGCAGCAACGCGUACAGAUUUUCCUUGACAGUUCAUUGUGAUUGUGUUUGUAACCCCGCCGGCGCGUCAAGUGAGAAGGUCGCAUAGGUGCUCCCAUUUUGUAA
This is a messenger RNA of Prorocentrum cordatum, 2352 nucleotides long. NCBI's taxonomy places the organism in Eukaryota, Dinophyceae, Prorocentrales, Prorocentraceae. The record is from the annotation of a GenBank genome assembly.